Phascolarctos cinereus (koala) is the source of this 1355-nucleotide messenger RNA. It is a transcript of the gene SARAF, whose product is annotated as store-operated calcium entry associated regulatory factor. Gene Ontology annotation, cellular component: endoplasmic reticulum membrane. The record is from RefSeq and is a predicted model, not a curated record. NCBI's taxonomy places the organism in Eukaryota, Metazoa, Chordata, Mammalia, Diprotodontia, Phascolarctidae. Gene Ontology annotation, biological process: regulation of store-operated calcium entry.
CCGCCCCCGCCUCCGCCCCCGCCCCGGCUCCAUGGCGCCCGCGGCCCCCGCCCGCGCUGGGGCCCCGCUGUGGGGGGGCCGCCGCUGUCUGGCCCUGCUCGGCUCGCUGCUCGUGCUGCUGCUGCUGCCGCGGCCCAGCCCGGCCCUGGCCUGGGACCAGUCGGAGAAAAUUCUGCUACGGGACAUCCAGGCCUUGACCCUCCACCGAGACCGCUUCACCACUGCGCGCAGGACUGCACCCAUCCCUCAGCUGCAGUGCCUCGGCGGUUCAGCUGGAUGUCCAGCCCACAUCCCUGAAAUCGUGCAGUGCCGCAACAAAGGCUGGGACGGCUUUGACGUUCAGUGGGAGUGUAAAGCAGAGCUCGACACGUCCUACCGAUUUGGCAAGACCGCUGUGAGCUGCGAAGGUUACGAUUACCCCGAUGAUCCCUAUGUGCUCCGCGGCUCCUGCGGCUUGGAGUUCAACUUGGAGUACGAGCAAGGCCGGAAGAAAUACAAAGAUGCCAGUGGUGGUGACGCCAACAGCCACGGGAACACCUAUGGCUCCAAUUACUUCCCCGGGUACGUUGAGAAGAUGGAUUCCCCUGUGCCCUCCAGCACCAGAGGCCUGUUGGCCGUCGUCAUCCUGCUGGUGCUGGCCUUGGGCGUUUAUAAGCUCUUUCUGAAAGCCCAGAAUGAGGAUCUCCCCCCGCCCUACACUGAGCAUCCCCAGGACCACCAGAGGUUCUUCCAGGCGUCCCCACCCCCGCCUCCUCCUCCCCCAGGCUUCAAGUCCUAUUUCACAGCAUCGGGUACCCCAGGCUGGGGCUUUGGCAACUCUUUCACGGGUCCCCGAGCGUUUGGCCAGUCUGGCCCUGGAUUCUGGACUGGAUUGGGGACUGGUGGCCUUUUAGGCUACUUGUUCGGAAACAACAGGGCCACGCCCCUGUCGAACACUUGGACUCAUCCUGCGUAUCCUCCCCCGUACUUCAACACCUGGAACAGUCCGGUGCCCCCGUCCGCGCCCGCUAAUUCCCGGAGCUCUGGGUCUUCCUCGAGCUCCAACACGGGGACGAGGACCACGUCAGGGUUUGCCGCCACCAAAAGACGUUAAGAAGAUAAGGCGGAUGAAUAAACCCUUCAGACGCAAAUUUCUUAUUUUGGGGUCACUUUCUCUUUAAAAAGCUAUGUACUAAGAACUGUGGGAAGAAACCUUGUUCAAGUUUAGAGGCGGAUGAUUGCUUGUAACACUCUUCGUCGUCAGUUCUGUAAUAUAGCUAAGAGUUGGGCUUGUCUGUAGGUGGGUCUGGCGACCCUUGGCCGCCUCAGGCAAGUGGUUUUGGCAGCUUCCGAAGGAUGCACGCUGUCCUGGCCCC